CCCAAUUUUCUUUCCAUGAAAGUUCUGGUCGUGGGGCGCUCCAUCACUGGCCCCUUAUAUAAGACUUGGAAUUUCACUCCAACACCAAUUCAAUCCACACCCAAAAUCUCUCUGCAAGCAAUUCACACCCAUCUUCUUUCAUUUUCAUCUUCAUCAUCAUCAUCAUCAUCAUCUUCUUCCUCUUCUAAUUCCUCUUCUUCUUCCAUGGCUACUUGCGUAGAUUCCUCAACCUCCUCCCCUUUUUCUCGGAAGCCAAACGGGUCCCAAACCGAUGAUUGUUCCUAUAACUACCUCAAAUUCUGCCGACCCACUUUCUCCGAUCGUGUUUCCAUUCCCAAGAACAAACCCCUGCAUACACGCACGGUUAUUGAAGAGUCUGAGCCUAAGGUUGAUGUUGACGAUCGUGUUCAUGAUGAAGAUGAUGAUGAUGAUGAUCUAUGGCGGAAGAUGAAGGAAGAAGCGAAAUCCGAUGUGGAACAAGAACCUAUUUUAUCCAACUACUAUUUCAGUUCAAUCUUGUGCCACAAGUCUUUAGAAAGCGCGUUAUCCAACCAUCUUUCCAACAAAUUAUCCAGCUUGAAUCUCAACAGCACCACUCUCGUUGAUCUCUUCAUGGGGAUCUUGGAAUCCGACGAAGAAAUCAUGGCUUCCAUGAAGGAAGAUCUAAGAGCGGUUAAACAAAGAGACCCUGCUUGCAUAAGCUACGUGCAUUGCUUAUUGAAUUUCAAAGGCUUCUUGGCUUGCCAGGCUCAUAGGAUCGCUCACAAGCUAUGGCUCCAAGGAAGAAAAAUUCUAGCCCUCUUGAUUCAGAACCGUGUAUCCGAGGUUUUCGCGGUAGAUAUUCACCCUGGGGCGAACAUCGGCCGCGGAAUCCUUCUGGAUCACGCGACUGGUCUCGUCAUAGGCGAGACCGCCGUUAUUGGGAACAAUGUGUCCAUUUUACACAACGUCACGUUGGGUGGGACCGGAAAAGCUUCCGGCGACCGGCAUCCGAAGAUCGGUGACGGGGUUUUGAUAGGUGCAGGGACUUGUAUCUUAGGGAAUAUUAAGAUUGGUGAUGGUGCUAAGAUUGGUGCUGGUUCUGUGGUGUUGAAGGAUGUUCCUCCAAGAACAACUGCAGUUGGGAAUCCUGCUAAAUUGAUUGGAGGAAAAGAUAAUCCCAUUAGGCUUGAUAAGAUUCCUAGCUUCACUAUGGACCAUACUUCAUAUAUUUCUGAGUGGUCUGAUUAUGUUAUUUAGAUUAUGAUUUGAUUAUGAUGAUGAUCAUAAUAAUAAUAAUAAUAACCAUCCUAGUUUUAGAUUUUAGGUUUGGGGGGUUUCCUAUUCCUGCAUGCCUUUUGGGUAUUUUGUUAUACAAGAGAGAAUCUAAGUUCUCCUGUUAACAAAUAACAACAUAUAUAUUAUUGUUGAAGAUUGUGCAGAAAAAGAAUAGCUGCUAUGCUGCAACAUGUGUGUAGCAGUUUUAUUUUAUAUGUAUGAUGAUGAUGUAGUACUAGUACUGGUUUUUCUGUUGUUGUAAGGUGCAAUUUGGAACACCCUUUUAUGUAGUAUGUAUGAAUAUGAAUAUGAAUGACUCUGGCUUCCCUUGA
Messenger RNA from Arachis stenosperma, 1589 nucleotides. Its product is annotated as serine acetyltransferase 1, chloroplastic. Lineage: Eukaryota; Viridiplantae; Streptophyta; Magnoliopsida; Fabales; Fabaceae. The record is from RefSeq and is a predicted model, not a curated record. The coding region runs from base 16 to 1239 and encodes 407 amino acids. Gene Ontology annotation, molecular function: L-serine O-acetyltransferase activity. Gene Ontology annotation, cellular component: cytosol; cytoplasm. The transcript has a single exon.